CUGCAUCAGUCGUAAUCGUCAUUUUGUAACGUAAACACAGUCUGAUUUAUUUUUAAAAUUAAAUAUGACCGAAAUAAUGGAACGAAUAAAGUUUAAAAAGUUGAAGGAAAAACUUAAUAAUAGCAACGGAUAUAAAUCAGUAUGUUACCGAUGUUUGACAUUUAUUUUAUACUUUUGGUUCAAAAUACUUGGAUUAUUACCAUGUAAGAUAGACUCUAGGAUAUUACGAGAAAAUCCAAUAGUUGGAAUUGAUAAUUUAAGAUUUAAUUUUUCAUAUGUGGGGCCUUGUUACAAUGUUUUAUUAUUUGUAUUACUUGUGAUAUUUGAUACUUAUAUUGUACAUAAUAUGUUAUCAAUUUAUGUGACUUCUCGUCUAUCAUUAGAAGCAAUAACCAUAGAUAUUUCAUUUAUAAGAAUGCUGUGUGCAAGUGUUAUACCACUUAUUUAUAUUAGGCGGCAAAAAUUGUUUAUAAGUGUUCUCAAUCGGUUUGAAAUUUUAGGCAAAAAAUUGAACAAAUGUGCCGAUUACAAAGUAGAAAAUGAUAAUACCAAUUACUUAAUAUUUACAAUUUAUUUUGUGAUUAUGUGUUGCAUAAUAAUGAUAAGAGAAAUGUAUUUUAAGUCAUUGAUAAGUGUAUUGAUUGCAAGUUUACCAAUUUUAAUCAAUAGUGGGGUGAUAAUACAAUACGCGAUGCUACUGAAUAUAAUAAAAAUACGAUUUAAAAGUAUCAAUUUGACUCUUUCGAAACUAGGAACCACUGAAAGUAAAAUAUCUCUAUCACGACAAUCGGUCCUUGAUGACAUUGACAAUAUUAAACGCGCAUACGUGGAGUUAUGUGAAAUGUGUGAAGAUAUUGGCAAUUUCUAUGGAAUAUCCAUUUUGAUUGUUGUUACUAUUACAUCUCUCAAAAGUAUAUAUAAUUUAUAUUAUAUGUUUUUAGUAUUGAUUGACUUACGAGAAGUUGACAUUAUUAUGAUUCUAAGUGGAAUACAUUUAAUAUGGGAUAAUUUUUUAUUCGCGACAUUAACUACUAGUGUAACAAAAACAAUAAAACAGAAUAGGAAUACGGCUAGAAUUAUAAAUUUUCUAAUGGAUCGAUAUGUAGCCGAUGAGACAAUAAAAAAAAAAUUGGCUAAAUUUUCGAGUAAUCUCUGGCACCUAACUGUUGAAUUCACCGCCUGUGAUAUUUUACCACUGGAUCGUACCCUUCUAGCAAUAGUCAAUGGUACAAUUGCAACGUAUUUGGUUAUCGCAGUACAAUUUCGUGUUAGCUCACCAUCUUAAUUUAAUAAACAUUUACUAUAGUGUUACAAUCAGUAAGCCAAUGUUUGUCUGUAUAUGUAAUCCAAAAUUUCAUCACAUCAUCGAUGCGACAAUAUUUUCAAGAAUUAAUAACCAAAAUAAAUAUUUCCAUUUUCACCAUGCCUGCACCGAAAAUUAAAAUUCCUGAACUGUUUAGAGAGAAGAAAGCCAUAAUUUUUUUUUAACACAGAUGAUAGAAAUUAGCGCAUGCACCAUUCUUUCCACAAAAAGAAGCUAAAAUUUAAACUUUCAAGUGCAGAUCUGGUGAAAAAUUGUAUAC
This is a messenger RNA of Microplitis mediator, 1583 nucleotides long. RefSeq lists its product as uncharacterized. Gene Ontology annotation, cellular component: dendrite; axon; membrane. The record is from RefSeq and is a predicted model, not a curated record. NCBI's taxonomy places the organism in Eukaryota, Metazoa, Arthropoda, Insecta, Hymenoptera, Braconidae. Gene Ontology annotation, biological process: sensory perception of taste. The coding region runs from base 65 to 1285 and encodes 406 amino acids. The transcript is spliced from 4 exons.